ACAGGACAGGAAGGAGAGUGUUUCUGGAGGAGGGGUGAUGCAAAAGAUCAAGCAUCAUCUCCCAUCUAAAAUCAUCAUGGACUGAUCAGUGAUCAGCACUUCUUAAAUUAGAGAUAUAUAUGUGUCAGGAGACUGGACAUCUGGAGCCUCUACAGAAGAACCAAAAUUCCGACACUGAGUUGACUGGAUUUAAAGACAUGGAUUUUUAACUGGAGCACUGACUAUUUUAGUUUUUGUAAAUUACUAAACUAAUUAAGCAGGGCUACCACUGGUUUGGGCUGAUACAAACAAUAUGAGAAAAUUCAAUAGAAGCUUUGUCAAGUCAGACACCUGCUCAACCUGUUUGGUCUGAACUGCAUUGCAUAAACAGAGAGUGGAUUAUGGCCUGUUUCUGUCUUUUCAACAUAGGACAUCCAGACAUGAAGACAUCUGAGAAACAAAUGGAAGAAGUUUUGAACAUAUAAUGGCCGACAAGACUGACUCCAUGAUAGCCUCUGUGCCAAGUCCAUCAUCCAUUACAAACCUCACCACUGCCCUAUGGGAGCCCAAUCCUACCGUGCCUGCCGAUGUGAGCGUCGUCACAAGCUCCCAGUCCCAGAUCAAAGACCUUUUCGGGUUGUUUUGCAUGGUGACCCUUAACCUCAUUGCUUUGUUGGCCAACACUGGUGUGAUGGUGGCCAUUGCUCGUGCGCCUCACCUGAAGAGGUUUGCUUUUGUGUGUCAUCUCUGUGCAGUGGACCUGCUGUGUGCCAUCCUGCUCAUGCCUUUGGGGAUCAUAUCCAGCUCAGCAUUCUUCGGCACUGUGGUGUUUACUGUUCUGGAGUGUCAGGUUUACAUCUUUCUAAAUGUGUUCCUCAUAUGUCUGUCUAUCCUCACUAUCACAGCCAUCAGUGUGGAGCGUUACUUCUAUAUCGUACACCCAAUGCGUUAUGAAGUUAAGAUGACCAUCAACCUCGCUAUUGGCGUAAUGCUCCUAAUCUGGGUUAAAUCCGUCCUCUUGGCUUUGGUCACGCUGUUUGGGUGGCCAGCUUAUGGACAUCAGAGCUCCAUUGCUGCAGCUCACUGCUCUCUCCACGCGAGCCACAGUCGUCUGAGAAGAGUAUUUGCUGUGCUCUUCAGUGUGGUGUGUUUCCUGGUUCCUGCAGUGGUUAUCUUUGCCGUUUACUGUGCCGUUUACAAGGUGGCUCGUUCUGCAGCCCUGCAGCAAGUCCCCGCUGUGCCAACGUGGGCAAAUGCAAGCCCUGCAAAGGAUCGCUCUGACUCCAUCAAUAGCCAGACCACCAUGAUCACCACCACCCGCACUCUGCCCCAAAGACUAUCUCCAGAGAGGGCCUUCAGUGGAGGCAAGGCUGCGCUUACUUUGGUAUUCAUUGUGGGCCAGUUCUUGGUUUGUUGGUUGCCCUACUUUAUCUUCCAUCUGCAAAUGUCUCUGACUGGCUCCAUGCAGAGCCCUGGGGACUUAGAAGAGGCAGUCACCUGGCUCGCUUACUCCUCCUUUGCAGUUAAUCCAUUCUUCUAUGGCCUGUUGAACAGACAGAUCAGAGAGGAGCUGGUAAAGUUUCGACGCUGCUGCUUGACCCAGCCUGUAGAGUUUGGGGCAUCCAGCCACGAGGGCUCCCUUCAGGAGAACUUCCUCCAGUUCAUCCAGAGAACCACGAGCACAGCUGAAACCCAGUCCAACUGUGUCAACUCCAGUCCCAGAAUCACUACAGAUCAGGGGAUAAAGAUCCCUGGACAAAUACCUGAGGAAAAUGCUUAAACAUUGACCAACAUGCGCGAUGGACUACAGUGCUAAUAUAUCGGCCAUGCCAAUGUUUACAUGUGCACCAUUUUUCCUUGGUUCACAUUUCAGGUCUAUCUUAAAACAAUACUGACAAGCCCAUUUGUACACUGAAAGGAUUAUUGGUUCCUCCUUAUUGUUCAUCCUGUCCCUACCACCCACACAGAGGCCCCGUCUUUAAAACAGUUUCCAUGUAAAACCCACAGUCAUUUUUCUGUUCAAAAAUCCCCAUUUGAUUUGAAUAACUGCUGAAACCUCACAUUAUAUUCAGAUGAAUUUAAGAAUGUUUAUUUUACUGUGGAAUGUGCCCCCCAUCACCUACAUUGAAACUGCCUAGACAAAGUUCAGUAUAUCUUUGUGGCCAGUAUGGAUAAGGGGAACCAUUACAGUGACCAGUAAUCCUUUUAAUGUACAUAUGGAAAUGUCAGUAUUGUUUUAGGACAGACCUGGAAAAAUGUGAAUCUAUACUUUAAAUACAUGUUAAAUGUUCAGUGCCUUUUACAGUUUAAUUCAGAGAGGCUUUCUCAUUAUAGGUCAAGGUGCUAUGGCUGUACUGUAACAUGAAAUAUUGAAAUAGUGAUAAAUGUUCUUCUAUGUGUAUUUUUACAAUAUAUUACAAUUGGCCUGGUUUAAUGAUGUUUGUAGAAACGUUUUAUAUGUUUAUAAGUGUGUAAAUGUGGAGUAUAACUACAUUAACAAGGUCAUGAUUGGAUGGGUCUUUAAAUGGUUUAUUGUAUUUAAUGAAUAUGAGUUGGUUCCACUGUUUCAUUUUGUUUCAUGUCAAUAACAAUAUACUGUAUAUGCAAAUGUUUUACUGAUGACUGACUCUGUUGAACUUUGUAAAUUAUUGAAUGUCAGUGUUUCCAAGCAGUGGUGCUUUAUAUCUGAGGAAUAACAGCAGCAUGGCUUGACUCCCACAUUAUCACUGUGUUAUCCCUUCAGACAGAGCACUAACAUGGUGGGCUCUGCAGUGUGGGGAGCUCUCGUGAAUCUGACAAUACCUCAGAGUUCCUGUGUGCAGCAGAAACGCUGAUAGACGGUGAAUGUCAUCCGCCCCUGUUGCCAUGGAAAUGGAGUGAGCCUGUGACUCACAUAGCAAUGAGGACCUUUUGACUGGAUGUAUUCUUAAGCUUUAGAUUCUAACUGGAGUCUACUAAUUCUGGCUCAUGCCCGCUUUUCACAUGCAGACUGAUUUACACAAGGUCUACAAGUUCAGAUAGACAUGUGAAUAGUGGCUGAGGAUAGGUAGCAAAAUUCCCUGCGAAUAUGGACUGCUGUGUGACAUGGGUACAGUGAAGCGGAGAUAGUGAAUUUACAAUGGAAAUCAUUACUGGCAUUGAUAAUGCUCUGAGAGUGGUAACAAAGUGCUAUUUUAUGGCCUCAGCUGUUUGUAUUAGUCUUUCACAAACAGCAGAAAAGAUGGGCUAGUGUGGUUACAGCAAAUAACAGCAAACACCAUUUUGCUGUCACUAACUAGGAUAUACACCACUCUUACAUAACUGUGACUGUGUAUUUAAUACUUUGAGUUGAAUUCUGCAUUUGCCUUCUGAGCAGUGGGAUAUGGAAGCUGCAUAAACACACACAGCGCAGAAAUAUGUUGAGAGACAAAUGUAUGGAUGUCAUCCUAUAUAUUUUUAUAUGUCUGUUUCUCUCUUUAAUGCUUGUUUUCUCUCUUCCUUUUUCCAUUUGAUUCUCUCUUUACAAAAUGUAAAGCCAUUAAAUAAUGAGGAUGUCUUUACACCA
Seriola aureovittata is the source of this 3523-nucleotide messenger RNA. RefSeq names its product G protein-coupled receptor 61-like (gene gpr61l). Gene Ontology annotation, molecular function: G protein-coupled receptor activity. Bases 464 to 1759 code for a protein of 431 amino acids. Gene Ontology annotation, cellular component: plasma membrane; endosome; signaling receptor complex. NCBI's taxonomy places the organism in Eukaryota, Metazoa, Chordata, Actinopteri, Carangiformes, Carangidae. The record is from RefSeq and is a predicted model, not a curated record. Gene Ontology annotation, biological process: G protein-coupled receptor signaling pathway. The transcript has 2 exons.